CGGGAUCCAUGGCGGCAUGUAAACAAAUUUACGAGAGAGUUAUUUGAGUACUUCGCUUUUAUCAUAUACACCGUCUGGACCAUCGCCGAUGAUGUGAUACACGUGGAGUAUGUCGGUAGAAGCUAAGGAACACUUUUGGAGGGAACACCAAGACUCUUUACGCCGCAUCAGGACCCACUUAGUGAGUGGGAAGAGAAGUCCUGCCACCAAGACCCGGACCCCAGUGUACGGGAGGAGGUCCCCAGCAGCCAGAAAUACCCACCCUCCCUACGGCAAGUACAGACGGGCCACGCCCCCUAACUUACCCAGACUCGACACCCCCCCGGAACAUGAAGAACGCAGGUCUCACAGAAACCUAAGGAAAACAAGAUACGAGGAAGUACCGCCAGUAAAACCAAGAAAAGCUUUUGUCAACCCUCCUGAAUAUGACAGCUGGGGGGAAGAAACUGACGAUGACGAGGACGACCAACUCAAGCCCCACCCCCUCCCUUACCCUAUAUAUGCCCCGCCCAAUGUGGUCUACGGUCAGCCCUUCCCUAUGUACUACCCUCCUCCACCAAAGGGGGCGGGGCGGCACCAGAAGCGCAGAGACAAGAAGAGGAAGUCUGACAGAGGAUACAAAGACAUUCACAGAGAUCGAUUACGUCUCUCGGAGUCCACCUCGAAAAAGAAGGGCCGCAAGUCCCGCCGUGACCCUGCUCGAAAUUCUGUUCCUUUGAACAACGGGUACCCGAUACCCCUCCACAGCUACCCGGGGCCGAUGAACGGGUACCCGGUACCCAUGUUGAAUGCUUAUGUGAUGCCUGUGCAUACAAUAGCUGGGGGAUCAGAUUCAGAGGAUGAUGAAGAGGAGUCGGAGGAAGAACCUGUCCGGCACCGUAGAGCCUACACGCCACCCAGGAGGUCGUACCGGUAUGUUCAGCCACUACUGGACAUUGAGCCGGACCACAUCUCGGAUGAGACUCACACACAUUUCAUUAAACAUCCGCUGUUUGCCGAGGACUUUGUCACGUGGUUUAUAACCGAUUGUUUAGAGGAGGAGUUUGUGCCCGAUGUUUUGAUAGAUGCUCUUACGGAGGUUGACAAGUUGCCAGCGGAGCAUCCAUGGUUCAUGCCGGCGCUGCGAGCGUGUGACGACGUCCUGACGCGGGAGAUCGAGGAGAUGACGGUGGAGAUUGUGAGGGAGGCUAUGCUGGAGGAGGCUAGACCAUACACCAAGGUCAGCCUCCCUCCCACCCCCCUCACCCCCUACUACAUCCCCCCUCCCGACCCCCUGGAGAUGUUCCUGGAGGACGUGGUGGCGGCGGCGGUGAUGGAGCAGUGCCGGGAGGUGGUGCGUGAGACGGUGCUGGAGCUGGCACACAACUACCUGGAGGACGUCAUGGCCGACAACAUCCUAGACGAGCUGCUGGCGGAGGAAGUCCAGGACAUGAGGAACGAGCUGCUGGAGGAGGCUGUGUUUGACAUUAUAGCGGAGGACUUCCUGGAGGACGAGGUGAUCGGUCCGGAGGUUGAGGAUGAGGCUGUGGUGGUUGCCAAGGACAUCAUCCAGCACUACGACAGCAAGAUCACACGGCGUGAGAUGAAGUCAGUGAAGGAGAUGGCUGGAGACAGGCUAGUGGAGUCUCUGUGUCUGGACUACCUCCUGUCUCUCAUUUCUCGACAAGGCAAAGUGUGGACCGAGAGUGACUUCGCCAACAGAUUUGUCGAUGAAAUGAUGGGAAACAUCUUACUUCGGCAGUAUUUUGGAGUGAAGACAAAUCGAGACAAGACGAUUCAUUGCAAGCCGCUACGUAAACUGCAUGAGAAGGUGGUCACCGAUGUGGCGCUGGAUGUGCUGCUGCAACAACUCUCCUCCUCCCUGGAUGAAGACCUGGCUGACGUUGAUGAGUAUGAGAGAGGUGUGAAUGACGGAAUCGACUUGCCCACCGCGCCAGCCAUUGUCAGGUGACACGGCUCCACUCAUUUAGCAAGAUGGUGAGGAUCCAAUCAACUCAGAAAAUCAAAGACAAUUGUGUUGCAUUUCUGUGCACUGCUGCCAUGACACAGUCGCUACUGCUGGUCCAAAGAAAAUGUCCAUAGAACAUGAUCGGGGAGACAGAUGUCUGGCAUAUGUAACCUACAUGUUGGAGGGGGAGAUAGACAGGAUUAAGUCUGGAUAUUAUCAGGGUAACGCUAUAUUCAGGGUAUUUUCAUUUGCAGAAGCCCGAGGAAGGAGGGCAGUUGAAAAGACCGAGGGCUUCUGCAAAUGAUAAUAUCCUGAGCCUUACAGUUAUUAUAGCUAACAUGGAUAGAAUUUAUUACAAAAUAAAAAUAAACAACAAUAUCGGUUUUGAAACAUUUACUGCAAUCAAGAAGUAAUGAUAAUGAUUUGACAAAUAAUACAUCACCUGGGUUAUACUAAAAUAUAUGGCAGGGGAGAACUGCGUGUCAUUGUAACCUGACUGCUUGUCACAAUGCUCAUUAUGUCAACCACCGGUUUAUCUAGCAGCCAUCUUGUUUCUGUGACAUUCCUCGCUGUUGUAUAGAACAGCAUUCACUUGACAUCUCUUGCUCUCUUCUGGGGGCACAGGGGGACCAGUCGUCUAAGGUGCCAUGAUUCUCUGUGCAGAGUUGCGUCCCUUGGGCACACCAGAAACCUAUGAUUGUGGGUUCAAAUCCGGGUUCGCCCCAAUUAUGUUAUAGGUUUGUCA
Messenger RNA from Haliotis rufescens (red abalone), 2693 nucleotides. RefSeq lists its product as uncharacterized. Bases 110 to 1951 code for a protein of 613 amino acids. The record is from RefSeq and is a predicted model, not a curated record. The transcript is spliced from 13 exons. Lineage: Eukaryota; Metazoa; Mollusca; Gastropoda; Lepetellida; Haliotidae.